Babesia microti strain RI is the source of this 549-nucleotide messenger RNA. RefSeq lists its product as hypothetical. The transcript has a single exon. NCBI's taxonomy places the organism in Eukaryota, Apicomplexa, Aconoidasida, Piroplasmida, Babesiidae. The record is from RefSeq and is a predicted model, not a curated record. The coding region runs from base 1 to 549 and encodes 182 amino acids.
AUGGAUUUUGUCUUUUACUUGCGCCUUUUUGUUUUUAGUUCUAUUAUUCCUGGAUUCUACCAGUUAUCCCUUAGGUCACAAAUGUCAGCAAUCUCCUUGCAUAAAACGGAUGUCAAGCAAUCCAAACCAAAUUUAUCAGAUGAAGAUACCGGCGUUCCAAUUUCACAAAAUCAACUUAUGAGUGGAGUGGAUCCAGUUAAUGAUGAAAACCCGCUUAUUGUAAAUGCCCCUGGAAAUGUGGAUGAUGAAUCAGGUGUCAACAACGAGGAAGUAGAAGCUUCUGAUGAUGUUGGUACAUAUUCAACAAAUGUAAAUCCUAAUGGUGCUUAUGUUGGUGACAAUGAAGGGGAAUUAACUAAUGAUUCUGAAAAUACACAACUUAACACGGAUACAGAAACCAAUUCUAACCAAGAAGGGAUGGAUGGGCUCGUGUCUAAAGUUGAUGACUAUGAUAGCAGCGAUCAAAACUUCUUAGAUAUGAUGGAUGACUAUGAUAGUGGCGAUCAAAACUUCUUAGAUAUGAUGGAUGACGAUGACAUGUUUGAAUGA